AUGUGUGACAUGGGGGGACUCGACAACCUGGUGGCCAACACGGCCUACCUGAAGGCCCAGGGCGGCGACGACAAGGAGAUGAAGAAACGCCGCCGGAGCCUGUCACUGCCCAAGGCGGACCAGUGCGCCGCCAUCCGCACCCAGGUGGAGAAGGACUACGAGUCGCUCUGCGAGAAACAGCCCAUCGGGAAGAAGUUCUUCCGCCAGUUCCUGGCGUCCAACCCCGACUACAGCAGGGCGGCCGACUUCCUGGACGAGCUGAACGACUGGGAGCUGGCGGAGGGCGCGGCCAAGGACAAGACUCGGCAGAACAUCAUCAACAAGUUCUGCAAGGCCGACUCCAAGAACUUUCUGUCCUACCUGACUGGCGAGGCGGCGGAGAAGUGCAAGGCCGUGACCGACAAGGAUUUCGAGGAGGUGAUGAUGGGCAAGGUGAAGAGUGGCACGCAGGACUUUCUGAAAGGGAAGCCCUUCCAGGAGUACCAGACCAGCUUGUUCUUUGACAAGUUCCUGCAGUGGAAGGAGUACGAGCGGCAGCCCAUAACUGAAAAGUACUUCUACGAGUUCAGGACUCUGGGCAAGGGAGGGUUCGGAGAGGUGUGUGCCGUGCAGGUGAAGAACACCGGCCAGAUGUACGCCUGCAAGAAGCUGGACAAGAAGCGUCUGAAGAAGAAGCACGGCGAGAAGAUGGCCCUGCUGGAGAAGAAGAUCCUGGAGAAGGUGAACAGCCCCUUCAUCGUGAACCUGGCGUAUGCCUUCGAGACCAAGACCCACCUGUGCCUCACCAUGACCCUGAUGAACGGUGGCGACCUCAAGUACCACAUCUACAACAUCGGCGAGAAGGGCAUCGAGAUGAAACGCAUCGUCUACUACACGGCGCAGAUCACCACAGGCAUCCUGCACCUGCACGACUUGAACAUCGUGUAUCGCGACAUGAAGCCCGAGAACGUGCUGCUGGACAGCGUGGGCCAGUGCCGCCUCUCCGACCUGGGCCUCGCCGUGGAGCUGGCCCCCGGGAAGACCAUCACCCAGAAGGCAGGAACAGGUGCUUACAUGGCUCCAGAGAUCCUGAAGGAUGUUCCGUACCGCACCUCUGUGGACUGGUGGGCACUGGGCUGCAGCAUCUACGAGAUGGUGGCUGCGUACACGCCCUUCAAGGGUCCCGACGCCAAGAAGGAGAAGGUGGCAAAGGAGGAGGUUCAGCGCCGCAUAUGCGAAGACGAGGUCAAGUUCGAUCACAAGGGCUUCGACGCGAUCACCAAGGACAUAAUAACCCAGUUCCUCAAGAAAAACAUUGACGAGCGCCUGGGCUGCAAGGGUGACGAUCCCAGGAAGCACGAGUGGUUCAAGUCCAUCAACUUCGCCCGCCUGGAGGCCGGGCUCAUCGACCCGCCCUGGAAGCCCAAGCCCAAUGUGGUCUAUGCCAAAGACACUGGAGACAUUGCCGAGUUCUCAGACAUCAGGGGCGUGGACCUGGAUGCCAAGGACGACAAAUUCUUCAAGGAGUUCAGCACGGGUGCUGUGUCCAUCCCCUGGCAGCAGGAGAUGAUUGAAAGUGGACUCUUUGACGAGCUCAACGACCCCAACCGGAAAGAGUCUGCGGCCGGUCUGGACGGCGACCAGAAGUCGGGCACAUGCACACUGCUUUGA
Molecule: messenger RNA, 1650 nt
Organism: Megalops cyprinoides (Indo-Pacific tarpon)
Lineage: Eukaryota; Metazoa; Chordata; Actinopteri; Elopiformes; Megalopidae
Gene: grk7a
Product: G protein-coupled receptor kinase 7a
Exons: 4
Coding region: 1-1650 (549 amino acids)
Biological process (GO): regulation of signal transduction; signal transduction; protein phosphorylation
Cellular component (GO): cytoplasm
Molecular function (GO): ATP binding; rhodopsin kinase activity
Source: RefSeq, a predicted model, not a curated record